AUGGCAGAUAUGACAGACUCCGAAAACUGGUCAAUAUUUAUCACUGAAUCAGUAAAGGGCGUAGUCCAAGUAAACAGUAUAAAUUUAAGUGAGGGAUCAACCUUUCUCAAAUCACACUUCAAACCUUUAGUUAUGCUGCUGCGUCUCCUCUGUAUGUCCCUGUUUUUUUCAGGAGCGAAUGCAGGCCUAAACUGCAUGGUAGCUCCCGGAAAUCUGAAGCAAAUAGAUGCUGGAAACGGAGAUGUUUAUGGUGUCAAUGAUGAUGGAAACAUAUACCGCUGGAAUGUCAACAACUGGGAGCAGGUUCCAGGACAGCUUAUGCAUGUGACUGCAGGACCAGCAGGAGUCUGGGGUGUAAACAAAGCAAACACUAUAUUCAAGUUACAGGAAGGCACCUGGAUGGCUGUAACAGGACUGUUGAAACAGGUGGAUGCUGGGGGGAAUCAAUUCUUGGCUGGAGUAAAUGGACUGGAUAUGAUUUACUGCCUCAAUCAGAUGUACACCAACUCCAAGUCUUCCGUCACACCAUUCACCUAUAUUGAUGGAAGUCUCAAAUAUUACAGUUGUGGUCCUCUGGGCUGCUGGGGAGUGAACAGUGGCAACAAUAUCUAUUACCGCUACAGUACGACUCUUUCAGCUUGUCAAGGCAGCAAUUGGAAAUAUAUUGAAGGCAGUUUGGUCAUGGUGGAGGUUGGCACAGAUGGAUCCGUGUAUGGUGUUAGUCCUGAAGGCAACGUAUACACAAGAAUGGGUAUUGAUGCUAAGAAUCCUAUUGGGACCACUUGGGAACAACUGGAUUUCUGCAGUAACUUUAAACAUGUCACCUAUGAUGCAGGAACACUGUGGCUUCUAACCAAGAAAGGGGAUAUAUUUAAAUGUACAGUCACUGGUUCUCCAGUUCCAACUAAAUUGUCAUAA
This is a messenger RNA of Bombina bombina (fire-bellied toad), 918 nucleotides long. Its product is annotated as fish-egg lectin-like. The record is from RefSeq and is a predicted model, not a curated record. NCBI's taxonomy places the organism in Eukaryota, Metazoa, Chordata, Amphibia, Anura, Bombinatoridae. Bases 1 to 918 code for a protein of 305 amino acids. The transcript is spliced from 5 exons.